Messenger RNA from Arachis ipaensis, 1654 nucleotides. RefSeq lists its product as uncharacterized. Gene Ontology annotation, molecular function: protein binding. The record is from RefSeq and is a predicted model, not a curated record. Lineage: Eukaryota; Viridiplantae; Streptophyta; Magnoliopsida; Fabales; Fabaceae.
CGCUAAAAAGAAGUGAUGGGCACUUUGAACAGUUAUUGUGGGGAAGGAAAAAAUGUGUCCCAACAAUCAGUUUAAUCUUGGUCAACUCACACUAGUGAAUACAAGUAUGGUGUGGAGAGUGUGGACAAAAGUUUGAUCUAUCAGCUUUGUUGUUUCUUUUUUGUUCCAAGUUUGCAGCUGUAUUUCACAAGUAUGGUGUGCUCACUGCCCACUGCGUUCUUCACUCAUCAAUGAUGUUGCGUUCAUCAACAAGAGCUUCUCUGCGCUUCUUUUGGCAGCAAUCUCAAUCUCAACUUGGAAAUGUGGAUUAUGCUAUUUGGUUUGUUGACCACAUGGAUUACAUGGGAUAUCAACCCGACGCCCACACUUUUGGAGCAAUUAUAAAUAGAUUGUGCAAGAUGGGCAACACCCCUGCUGCCAUUGCCAUUUUAAGGAAGACGGAAACAAGAAACUGCAAAGCAAGUGUUGAUGUUGGGUGUUAUAACGCAAUUCUGGAUAGUCUUUGCAAGGAUGGGCUGGUAUCCAAUGCUUUGAGUCUAUUCUCAGAUAUGACAAUGAAAGGUAUACAACCCUGUACUAUCACUUACAAUCGCUUGAUUCAAGGACUGUGUACUUUCAGCAGAUGGCAAGAGGCUGCGUCUUUACUCAGCGAGAGGAAACAAAAGGGAAUUAUGCCCGAUACACAUACUUUUAAUAUCUUAAUGGAUUCUCUUUGUAAACAGGGAAAGAUUUCGAGUGCUAGAGCCAUACUUGGUCAAAUGGUUCGAAUGGGAAAGGAGCCUAAUGUUGUCACCUAUCACUCAAUGAUUGCUGCUUAUUGUUCCGAAAAUCAAAUGGAGGAGGCCAUGAAAGUAUUUGAUUUGAUGGUUCACAAGGGAUGCGUACCAAACGUCUACACUUAUACUUCAUUAAUCCAUGGGUGGUGCAAGAUCAAAAGGAUUAAUAAGGCUAUUUAUCUCUUGGAUGAAAUGAUCAAUAAAGGUUUAAAUCUGAAUGUUGUGACUUGGAAUACUCUUAUCCAAGGAUUUUGCAAAGUGGGUAAACCGUUAGCUGCUAAAGAAUUGUUUUUUACAAUGCACAAAUUUGGUCAAUAUCCUGAUCUAUGCAGCUGUGCCAUUAUAUUGGAUGGCCUAUUCAAAUGUCAUUUGUCUUUUGAUGCAAUAUCAUUAUUUAGAGAAAUGGAGAAGAAUAAUUUGGAUCUUAAUAUUGAAACUUACAAUGUGGUGCUUCGUGGGAUGUGCCAUGCCGGAAAACUUAAUGAUGCACUAGAACUCUUCUCUUGUCUGCCAGCAAAAGGCUUGAAACCUGAUGUAUAUACUUAUACAAUAAUGAUCCAAGGUCUAUGUAGUGAAGGACUUCUGAUUGAUGCUGAAGAGUUGCUGAUGAAUAUGGAAGAGGAUGGCUGCCUGCCCAAUUCCUGCACAUAUAAUGUCUUCAUCCAAGGAUUACUACGACGAAAUACUGUUCUGAAGUCAAUAAAAUAUUUUCAGAUUAUGAAAGACAAAGGUUUUGCAGCAGAUGCUACAACCGUGGAAUUGCUUGUAGAUUACCUCUCUACGCACAAAGGAGAGAAUGCUUUUCAAGAAUUUGUGCAGAAAAUUGUUUGAAUAUAUCAAUAUGACCUCUCAGUUCUUUAUUUGAAUUGAGGUUUCGA